Pedinophyceae sp. YPF-701 is the source of this 426-nucleotide messenger RNA. The record is from the annotation of a GenBank genome assembly. NCBI's taxonomy places the organism in Eukaryota, Viridiplantae, Chlorophyta, Pedinophyceae.
AUGUCGAAGAAAAACAACCUCAAGACCCGGCGCCGGCUUCACCAGUACUCCCUGAAGCAGGAGGCCCAGGCCGCGAAGAAGGCGAAGCGGAAGCAGGUGAAGAAGGUGGUGAAGGACGAGGUCAACAUCGAGGUGAAUGAGCUGCUCAAGGAGUUCGACCUGAGCAAGGAGCGGACGGAGGCAAAGAAGCGCGCGACGCAGGACAAGGCGGCGGCGAAGGGGGCGGCGGCGAAGAGCGGCGCGGGGGCGGCGGCGGGGGUGCAGAAGCCGAACUUCAACGUGGCGAAGUUCAAGCGCCGGGGCCCGCGGCUGCGGAAGGGCGCGGUGGUGCGCGGCAUCAAGAUUGUGGACGCCGCGACGCGCAAGGAGGUGGAGGAGAUCCUGGCGCGCGAGCAGGAGGCGAAGGAGGCGGCGAUGGAGGAGUGA